CCGAAAAGGAACAAUUUUUGUCACCUUUUCCAAACCAGAACCGCCCUUUCUUCACCUCGUCCUCUCGACCCUCCCACUCUUUCGAUCUUCCUUCUACGGACGAGAGAGCCUGCACGCUGCACAACCACAAUGGCGUACCAACGCGCCCUCCUCCGCCCGCUGCUCCGCGCGACGUCACGCCAGUCCCUCAUACAGACCGCAAGCGUCACCACGACAUCCCGCCAAAACGCCGCUGCGGCCGCCACCUCGACGCAGCGCGCGACGCCGGCCAAGUCCAGCACGAGCUCCAGCUACGUCAGGCGGUCCCCGGCCUCGAGCACCUCCCGCCCCGCCGCCCCGAAAGCUGCACCCUCGAAACCGGCCCCGGCGCCGACGCCAGUGGCCCCUGCCUCCUCCUCUGCCGACGCGGACCCCCUCCCCGACGCGCCGGCGGCUUCCUACCCCGCGGGCUCUACGACCCCUUUUGCCUCUUCUGGCGGGCCUCCCUAUCAACCGCAUCAGCAGCAGCAGCAGCCGCAGCCGGGGCAGAUAAUCGACUGGUCGACAUCAUACUACGGCCUGGGCACCCAGAGCUUCUCCAAGGAGGUCGUCGACAUCCUCCUGCAGCCUGUGAACCCUGCCGACGUCGAGGUCAAAGCCGAUGGCAUCAUCUACCUGCCCGAGAUCAAGUACAGGCGCAUCCUCAAUGCUGCCUUCGGUCCCGGUGGCUGGGGCCUGGUGCCCAAGGGCGAGGUGAUCGUAGGUGACAAGGUCGUGACGAGGGAGUACGCCCUCGUCGCGGAAGGAAGAUUCAUCUCCCAAGCGCAGGGCGAGAACAGCUACUUCGCGCUCGACAGCCUCCCCUCGGCCGUCGAGGGUUGCAAGUCCAACGCGCUGAUGCGGUGCUGCAAGGACCUCGGCAUCGCCUCGGACCUAUGGGACCCCGUCUUCAUCCGCCAGUUCAAGAAGGACUACGCCGAAGAGGUGUGGGCCGAGCACGUCGUGAGCAAGAAGAAGAAGCUCAUCUGGACGCGCAAGGACGUGCCAGUGACGUACCCCUACAGGCGGACAAACUGAGCCUGGCCGAGGCGAUGGGGCGGCGCGGCAUGUAGAUCUGGGGCCCUCAGCAUGACGAACGAGGGUUGUAUAAAAAUUUGGGGGGGACGACCAUGUAGAAUUUGGAGAGUGGGCAUCUCAACUGUAAAAAUAGACACGUAUAAACACCACCAUGGCCAUUUGCCAGUAGAGGCAAGGGCCGUGGACGAAGAGUUUCUCUUAUAGACGCAUGGGAGACACACAUUUCUAUAGCGACUAAUCGCCACCCUAUGCGCAAUCACGUUGAGUCGGCCUCAUUGGCGGACGUUGAAACGGGACAUCGGCUAUUGAAAGCGACUAUCCCAAGUCUAUUCAGCCCCUGAACAUGGGAAUCUAACCGGGG
This is a messenger RNA of Colletotrichum navitas, 1417 nucleotides long. Its product is annotated as mitochondrial genome maintenance MGM101-domain-containing protein. Gene Ontology annotation, cellular component: mitochondrial nucleoid; mitochondrial chromosome. The record is from RefSeq and is a predicted model, not a curated record. The coding region runs from base 130 to 1056 and encodes 308 amino acids. Gene Ontology annotation, biological process: recombinational repair; interstrand cross-link repair. Gene Ontology annotation, molecular function: single-stranded DNA binding. NCBI's taxonomy places the organism in Eukaryota, Fungi, Ascomycota, Sordariomycetes, Glomerellales, Glomerellaceae. The transcript is spliced from 2 exons.